AACCCGGAGCGACACCAGACACACAAUCGCCUUCCAGCACAACACCGGACGACGACGAUCUCUACAUCUACUACAUUGACAAGUCUGGUAAGAGGAGAAGACGACCUCGACCUCGUAAAACACCAUCAGACACACCAACCAGCUCGACACCAGUCACCGGUUCAGUGAAACAACCCGGAGCGACACCAGACACACAAUCGCCUUCCAGCACAACACCGGACGACGACGAUCUCUACAUCUACUACAUUGACAAGUCUGGUAAGAGGAGAAGACGACCUCGACCUCGUAAAACACCAUCAGACACACCAACCAGCUCGACACCAGUCACCGGUUCAGUGAAACAACCCGGAGCGACACCAGACACACAAUCGCCUUCCAGCACAACACCGGACGACGACGAUCUCUACAUCUACUACAUUGACAAGUUUGGUAAGAGGAGAAGACGACCUCGACCUCGUACAACACCAUCAGACACACCAACCAGCUCGACACCAGUCACCGGUUCAGUGAAACCCCUAACCACUGAUGUUGAUUAUUACGAAAAUUAUGAAGAUAUAUCUACCACAAUUGGAGUAAAGAAAAUUUCGAAACGAACUACAAAUUCAAUAGAUCAGUUCAAGCCAAUUAUGAGGAAAACUAUUAUAUACAAAGAAAAACCUUCAUCAAAUUCAUCAGAUGAUUAUUAUGAUGAAGUGGUUGAAACAACAUGGGUUGUUAAAUUGGGUGAUAAAAAUAUAACUGAUAAAGAUCUACUCAAUUAUCUUAACAAUCAAACAAAAGAUGAAGAUUUAUUUGAGCGUAAGAAUGGAAGUAAAAAUUCAGAUGAAAGCUCAAUAGAAACGGAAACUUCCUGGUUUACAAUGGGUAGAAAAAAUAAUCUAACAGAGAAAGAUAUUAUGAAGUUCUUUGAUGAUCAACUAGACUUAGUCGACCUGUUAAAAACAGUUUUACCAACUGGAAAAGAAAAAACACCUCCACGUAA
Schistosoma guineensis is the source of this 982-nucleotide messenger RNA. The record is from the annotation of a GenBank genome assembly. Lineage: Eukaryota; Metazoa; Platyhelminthes; Trematoda; Strigeidida; Schistosomatidae.